GCCCCCGAUGUUAGCUGGCCCGACUGCUUCAACUCCGGUGUGUUCGUAUAUCGUCCCAGUUUGGAGACAUUCGCCAAAAUCACACAGUUCGCCAUAGAGAAUGGCAGUUUCGAUGGCGGUGAUCAGGGUUUAUUGAAUUUAUUCUUCGGCGAUUGGGCGCAAAGCGAUAUCAAGAAGCACUUGCCAUUCAUCUACAAUGUGGCCGCAUUCGCUUCGUACUGCUACUUGCCCGCAUUCAAACAGUUCAGAGAUAAGAUUAAGAUUUUGCAUUUUGCGGGCAAAUUGAAGCCAUGGCUCAUACAAUUCAAUUCCGAGAACCGCACAGCACUGACGCCCACAGAGUAUGCGCACGCCGCCGAUUUGAUACAGCUCUGGUGGAACAUCUUCUGCGACAAUGUGCAUCAGCAGUUGUCCGAUGAUAUG
Bactrocera oleae (olive fruit fly) is the source of this 423-nucleotide messenger RNA. NCBI's taxonomy places the organism in Eukaryota, Metazoa, Arthropoda, Insecta, Diptera, Tephritidae. The record is from RefSeq and is a predicted model, not a curated record.